UGGUGUGUUAGCUAAAUAUUAAAUAAGCAUGCAAAGUUGCUAAUAAUAUUUUAUUUUAAUCAUGGAACUCCAUUUUAAAAUACUCAUGUUUAUCUUCUUUGUAAUUAGUGUUCUUGUUCAGUCCGGGGUAAACUGUGCUCAGGGAGGUACAGGUGGAACAACAAUAAAGAAAAAUGUUUGUAACCAACGCAAAGACUCUGGACCCUGUGGUGAAACAGAUAUAAGAUUUUUCUUCAACUCAAAGACAGAACAAUGUGAAGAGUUUACGUUUGGUGGCUGUGAAGGCAAUGCAAACAAUUUCAGAACAAAAGAAGUGUGCAUUAAUCAUUGUGUUUGUAAUCUAAAGCCUGACCCAGGACCAUGUAAGGCAUCUUUUACAAGAUAUUAUUACAAAAGUCAAACUGCACAAUGUGAAGAAUUUAUAUACGGUGGAUGUGAAGGAAAUGGGAACAAUUUUCAAACUAUUGCUGACUGCCAGGCUUCUUGUGCCUAAC
Messenger RNA from Mytilus trossulus (common blue mussel), 494 nucleotides. Its product is annotated as BPTI/Kunitz domain-containing protein-like. The coding region runs from base 62 to 493 and encodes 143 amino acids. Gene Ontology annotation, molecular function: serine-type endopeptidase inhibitor activity. The record is from RefSeq and is a predicted model, not a curated record. The transcript is spliced from 3 exons. NCBI's taxonomy places the organism in Eukaryota, Metazoa, Mollusca, Bivalvia, Mytilida, Mytilidae.